Molecule: messenger RNA, 3453 nt
Organism: Striga asiatica
Lineage: Eukaryota; Viridiplantae; Streptophyta; Magnoliopsida; Lamiales; Orobanchaceae
Source: the annotation of a GenBank genome assembly
AAAUCAUUUAAAGCAGCAAAAAACCCAGAAUUUGUUCUUCAAGCAAUACUUUUUCUUCAAAUUUUUACUCCACCCAACUCUAUCUCUAUCAUCUUUCCUUUUCUUUUUAUCUUUUCAAUUAUUAUUUAUAUUUCUUUACUUGUUAUUUCACUGUGGAUGGCACUAACUAGUAACUAACAAGAGUGGGGCAAAGAAAAUAGAAAAAAAAAAACAGAAAUAAAAAGAUCAAAAAUGAGAAAGUGGUUGUUAAAUUCAGUUCUAAGCAAUUACUAUUGAUCAGGGGAAUAUAUUUGAAAUUUUCACUUGAUAUUAACUAGUUCUUGGACAGCUACAUAUCUUAAAGUGAGCAGUUUUUUAGUACACAUUUUAGUUUUUUUUUUAAGGAGAGUGAGCAAUUCAAUUUCCAUCAGCAUGCGGCUGCAGUUGUUCGAUUAUCUGCUCGUUUUCUGCCUGUCGAUCCAUGCUCUUGAUGCUUUGACUAACUCGCAGGACGCUGCUGUGCUUCGGUCGCUAAAGGAUCAAUGGGGAAACAUGCCGCCUAGCUGGCAUGGAUCGGACGAUCCCUGUGCCACAUGGGAAGGGAUUGCCUGCAACAACUCAAGAGUUACUUCAUUGGGAUUGUCAACAAUGGGAUUAACUGGUAAAAUGAGUGGUGACAUUGGGGGCCUCACAGAGUUAAUUUCUUUGGACUUAUCUUUCAAUCCUGGCCUCACUGGCCCUUUGUCUCCUAAGCUGGGUGAUCUGCAAAAACUAACCAUAUUGAUUCUAGCUGGAUGUGGCUUUUCUAACAACAUACCAGAUGAACUGGGCAACCUACCGGACCUCACAUUUCUAGCCCUGAACUCGAAUAAGUUGACCGGAGGCAUACCUCCUUCGCUCGGUAAACUCUCUAAGCUAUAUUGGCUCGACCUAGCGGACAAUCAGUUAAGAGGACAAAUUCCUGUUUCAUCGGCUUAUGGCCCAGGUUUGGACCAGCUCAAAAAAGCCAAGCACUUCCAUUUCAACAAAAACCAGCUUUCAGGUGAAAUCCCAAGCCAACUUUUUAACUCAGACAUGUCAUUACUACAUAUAUUGUUCGAUGGGAACAGAUUGGAAGGUAGCAUUCCAUCCACAAUAACACUUGUACAGGCACUCGAGGUUCUUCGGCUUGAUCGGAAUUUCCUGAAAGGGACCGUCCCAGAAAACCUCAACAACCUUACAAACAUUGUUGAAUUGUGGGAAUUUGGCUCACAAUAUGUUGUCUGGGACUUGAGCAACAACUCUUUCAAACAAUCCAUAGCUCCUGAUUGGUUUUCCACUUUGCAGUCAUUAACUACUUUGGUGAUUGAAUCUGGACCAUUAGAAGGAUCAGUCCCAUCAGAACUUUUCAGUUUACCUCAGAUACAGGAAGUGAAAUUGAGGAACAAUGCUUUAGGCGACAAACUAGAUAUGAGCGGCAAUAUUAACGAGCAGCUUCAACUUGUUGACUUGGAGAACAACGACAUUUCAUCAGUAACAAUUGGCUCCGCAUAUAAAAGCACGUUACUGUUGAUCGGGAACCCGGUGUGCUCUGCUUCUCUAGAAAACACAGUCUACUGUCAAAUACAGCAAUCGGGCAAACCUUACUCGACUAACCUUGGAAACUGUGGUAGCCAAAUCUGCACCAAUGAUCAAAAGCUAAACCCACAAAGCUGUGACUGUGCUUAUCCGUAUGAAGGCACACUGUACUUUAGAGCUCCCACUUUUCGUGACAUCUCGAAUGCGAGUUUAUUCCAUUCUUUAGAAAUGAGCCUUUGGGUCAAACUGGGCCUUACACCCGGAUCAGUUUCCCUCCAAAAUCCAUUCUUUAAUAAGGAUGACUAUCUUCAGGUGCAACUCGGGUUAUUUCCAUCCGGCGAGAAGUAUUUCAAUAGGUCAAUGGUUCAGAGGAUUGGAUUUUCUUUGAGUAACCAAACAUACAAGCCACCUCACGAGUUCGGGCCGUAUUAUUUUAUAGCGUCUCCUUACGUUUUUGGGGAUGAACAAGGGAGGGCCCACAUCAGCAGGCGCGUGAUUGCUGGAAUAUCAAUCGGAUGUGCAUUUUUGGUUCUUGUGCUGGCAGUGUUAGGGGCCUAUGCUGUUAGGCAAAAGAGGCGGGCUGAGCAAGCCAUAGCAUUAAGCAAACCAUUUGCAUCAUGGACUCCAAGCGGCAAGGACAGUGGAGGUGCACCACAGCUAAAAGGAGCAAGAUGGUUUUCUUAUGAUGAGCUCAAGAAAUGCACUAGCAACUUUUCACAAAGCAAUCAGAUUGGUUCGGGAGGCUAUGGCAAGGUAUAUAGAGGAGUACUCUCCACUGGACAAGUAGUAGCAAUUAAAAGAGCUCAACAAGGUUCAACACAAGGUGGGCUCGAGUUUAAAACCGAAAUCGAGUUGCUCUCAAGAGUUCAUCACAAAAAUCUUCUUGGCCUCGUCGGAUUCUGCUUCGAACAAGGGGAGCAAAUGUUGGUGUACGAGUUUAUGGCCAAUGGAACAUUAAGAGAGAGCUUAUCAGGAAAAAGUGGAGUUCAUCUCGAUUGGAAAAGAAGGCUAAGAAUCGCGCUUGGUUCGGCCAGAGGAUUGGCUUAUCUACACGAGCUCGCAAAUCCACCAAUCAUUCAUAGAGAUGUCAAGUCUUCAAACAUUUUGUUAGACGAUAAUCUCACGGCUAAAGUUGCGGAUUUUGGCUUGUCCAAACUAGUAUCCGACUCUUCAAAAGGCCACGUCUCGACUCAAGUCAAAGGCACACUAGGCUAUCUCGACCCAGAAUACUACAUGACACAACAGCUAACAGAGAAAAGCGAUGUUUACAGCUUUGGGGUGGUUAUGCUCGAGCUCAUCACAGCCAAGCAGCCGAUCGAGAAGGGCAAAUAUGUCGUUCGAGAAGUGAGAGCAUUGAUCGACAAAAACGAUGAGAUGCAUUAUGGUCUUGCUGAAAUCAUGGACCCCACCAUAAGAGGCGCGCCUUGCCUCGUGGGAUUCCACAGGUUUAUCGAGCUGGCUGUGCAGUGUGUGGAGGAAUUGGCCUCCGAUCGGCCAACGAUGGCUGAGGCCGUAAAGUCUCUCGAGAAUAUUUUGCAGAAUGACGGUUUGAACACGAACUCGACCUCGGCUUCAUCGUCCAGAACCGAGUUUAUUGGUAGUGGCAAAGGUUGUCUGAAGCAUCCUUAUAGUGAUGCUUUUGAUUACAGUGGUGGGUAUACACUUCAAGCUAAAGUUGAACCCAAGUGAAGGGAGAUAAUAUAACUUUUCCUUUUUUGUUUUUGAUGAUGAUUUGUUUUAAGAGUUCAAUUUGAAGUAUAUGCAUGAAAAAGUGUUGCUUGCCAAAAAUUUGCAUGCAUUGGUUUGAUUUUGGGUGAUUAAAUUGAUUUUGGUCACGUGGAUGUUUUGUUUGACUAGAUUCUCUUUUAGUAUUCUUGAAAAUUGACUUCGUUUGGAUUUGACUUUAUUGUGCCCAAG